AUGCGUGGUGAGGUAGCCAAGGCUGUCAUCUGCUUCGACAUCGCCUGCCACCUGAUGGGCAGCACAGCAGUGGAGGCGCGCAAGGCAGCCAAGCUGAGCUGCAUGUCUCCACCUGCAUACGCCCAGGCGCGAGCAGCCAUUCAGAACGCUCUAGGCGUCAGGUCGCAGUUGAGCCUACCCCAGUUGGCCCUUCAGUUUGGGUGCAUGCGAGUGCUGGAGUCCACCCAACGCAACCUGCACAUCUUCACCGCGCGCUUCACUGCUGCCCUCCCAGAGGCACGCAGGGGAGGCACUGACUUCUCCCGGCCGGCAUACAUGGCAGCGGCGCUCAUGCUCACUGCCACACGCAACCAACUGAAGAUGGACGCGGACAGGCUGCUUGAAGCCACACGGGUUGGCAAGGAUGAGUUUCAGCAGGUGGUGGCAAGCAUGGAAGCCCACUGUGCAGACCUGUUUGGGUCGUCCCACAGCUGCCCCACACCCAGCAAGGCACAGGAGCACUCUCUGCCACGCCAGCACCCACCAGUCCAGCAGCAACAGCAGCAACAGCAUCAACAGCAGCAACAUCAGCAGCAGCAACCGCAGCAGUGUAACCAGCAACAGCUCAAUGAUAUGCACCAAGCUUUAAGUAGCUCACUCUGUGAAUCACCACUCAGAGCUUCACACGAUGCAGCAAAAGCUGAUGGUGCCCGUGGGGCAGCUGAAAAGGAUGGAUCACUGAUUGUCAGGCACGCCCAGUUGUGCAUGCAUGCUGCUGACGUGGCACACCUGCACCAGCAACGGCAUCACCAGCAGCCGCAGAGCAUUGCAGCUGCUGAUGUGGCAGAGCACCAGCGGAGCACUACCUCAGCUGACGUGGCACCACAGUCACAGGCUCCUGCCAGCAGGAGCAACAACCGCACCAUGCCAUUGCCCCAAGCCAAGCUCACUCUCCUAAAGAGACCCCCAGGCCCUGCAGGCAAGCUGUGUCAGGCGAAGCUGCUCUUUAAACGCGUCAAGACCGCAGCUGCCUAG
This is a messenger RNA of Closterium sp. NIES-65, 1014 nucleotides long. The record is from the annotation of a GenBank genome assembly. Lineage: Eukaryota; Viridiplantae; Streptophyta; Zygnematophyceae; Desmidiales; Closteriaceae.